UUGUGGUCACAGUCUGUCUCAAAUAUCAGUCCACAGUGGAGACUCGAGGCAGCUGCUCUCUGCAGGUUUGAUGCCCCUUUCAGAGGCUGCUUGCUUUGGCUGAGAAUGACCCUCCCUCUCCGCCGUGCAGGGAUGGCCGCCACCACCGGGAACCUCUCCGAAGAGCAGGUGCACUGCUCCAUCUGCCUGGACGUCUUCACCAACCCCGUGUCCAUCCCCUGCGGACACAACUUCUGCCAGGGCUGCAUCCUGGGAUACUGGAAAACCAGCCCCCUGUACCAGUGCCCCAUGUGCAAGAAGUCCUUCUACAAGAGGCCCGACAUCAGCGUGAACACCGUGCUGAGGGAAAUCGCAGAGCAGUUCAAGCAGAUCCGGGUGAAGGGCGUGGACGGGAAGGCGGGCGGGGAGGAACGGGAAGAGAAGGCAAAGAAGUGGACGAUGGAGAAGAGGAAAAAGGAGGAUGAGGAGCGGCUUUUGGAGGGCGAUCAGAAGCAGCAGCUUCUGGAGGAGUUGAAGAAGAAGCAAGAGAUGAAGCUGAAGAAAGAAAAGUCAAAGGAGGUCUUGCCACCAUUAAUCCCUCCAGUUUCAGCAACUUCUCGUCCAUCAUCACCCCAAGCUGCAGCUCCGCUGCCCCGGACAUCACCCCCACCCUCGUCCUCUCCCCCUCCUCAGACUGUACCCCCUUCCCCGUCCCCCUCGCCCCCGUCCCCCCCCUGGGAGGAGGUCCUGUGUGACGUCUGCCUGGGGGACGGCCGGCCCAAGGCCGCCAAGUCCUGCCUCGUGUGCCUGACCUCCUACUGCGAGGAGCACCUGAAGUCUCACACCGCCAGGUUCACCAAGCACAAGCUGAUAGAGCCCGUGGCCAACAUGGCGGACAGGAUGUGCCCCAAGCACGAGCGGCUGCUGGAGCUCUUCUGCAAGAAGGAUCAGACUUGUGUGUGCGUCCUCUGCACGGAAACCGACCACAGAGCGCACUACACCGUCCCUGUCGAGAGGGAAUGGACCGAGAAGAAGGCACAGCUGAAACGGACCGAAGUAGACGUCCAGCAGAUGAUCCAGGACCGGGUGAGGAAGGUGGAAGAGAUUAAACAUUCUGUGGAGCUCCACAAGGCCAGUACCAAGAAGGAGGUGGAUGAAAGCAUGCAGGUCUUCUCGGAGCUGGUGCGCUCCAUCCAGAAGACUCAGGCCGAGCUGGUUCUGGUCAUCGAGGAGAAGCAGAGGCAGACGCAGAGGUGGGCCGAGGGCCUCAUCGCCCAGCUGGAGCAGGAGAUCACCCAGCUGCAGAGGAGGAACACGGAUCUGGAAAACAUGGCUCGCACCGACCACAUUAACUUCUUAAAGAGCUUCCCGGCCCUCAGCACUCCUCCAGCGGUGAAAGACUGGUCUGGGACCAGUGUUCCCACUGACACCUGCGUGGGCAUGAUCAGGAGAUCUGUGUCCCAGCUGGAGGCAACGUUAAGAGAAAUGAUUGAAAAGCUGUCUGAGAGUGAAAUCAAAAAGAUUCUGAAAUAUUCAGUGGACAUCACUCUGGAUCCCGACACAGCUAAUCCGUGGUUGCAGCUCUCCCAGGACCGGCACCAGGUGAGGCACCUGGGGGCCUGGCAGGACCUCCCCGACCACCCCGAGCGCUUCGACACCGUAGUCAUAGUGCUCGCGCGCGAGGGCUUCACCUCCGGCAGACACUACUGGGAGGUCCAGGUAGGGGACAAGGACGACUGGUACUUAGGAGUGGCCAAGUCCACUGUCAACAGAAAGGGCAGGAUUUCUGUGAGCAAGGGCCAAGGCUAUUGGGCUCUGGCCAUGAAGAAAGGCCAGGGGUAUCGGGUGUCAACAUCCCCACCGUUACUGCUCUCCCUCGAUGCAAAACCCAAGAGAGUGGGCGUAUACGUGGACAUCGAAGAAGGUCAAUUGUCUUUUUAUGACGUCAAAGCUCUGACCCACAUUUACACAUUCAAAGACACCUUCACAGAGAAGAUCCUGCCCUUCUUCUACCUUUACUGCUGCGACAAAGCUUCCGAUACCAUGGUGAUAUGUCCCGUGAACGAGAGCAGCCUAAUAAAGCAGAGCUAAACAAUGUUUGACAACAAAAACAAUGGUGAAAUAGACUUGUACUCCUUAAAUUGAUGAAAUCAUGAGUUUAUGUCAGGGGUAUUCAAUUGGCGGCCCGCGGGCCACAUGCGGCCCGCCAGGAGCUUUUAUGUGGCCCCUGGUCAUAUUUCAAAAAGGGGGUGUUUGUUGAAAAAAAAAAAAAAAAAACAAUUUUUUUUUUUUUUUUAAUAAUAUUUUUAUAACUGGCUACUAUGGACUAAAAUGGUUGUGCUCAAUGCUUAAUAUAAUA
Molecule: messenger RNA, 2338 nt
Organism: Cololabis saira (Pacific saury)
Lineage: Eukaryota; Metazoa; Chordata; Actinopteri; Beloniformes; Belonidae
Product: E3 ubiquitin-protein ligase TRIM11
Exons: 7
Coding region: 106-2070 (654 amino acids)
Molecular function (GO): zinc ion binding; protein binding
Source: RefSeq, a predicted model, not a curated record